This is a messenger RNA of Symbiodinium sp. CCMP2456, 681 nucleotides long. The record is from the annotation of a GenBank genome assembly. NCBI's taxonomy places the organism in Eukaryota, Dinophyceae, Suessiales, Symbiodiniaceae.
AUGCCUGGGUCCGGGAUGUCCCAGAGCCCUCAAAGCGACAGAGCAGUGAGGGCCAGGAGCUUGGCCGGUGCACUGACGUUGUGCACAUUUGGUGGGCUUGGAUGCUUCGUUUGGGCCGGCGCUACAUCGCAGCUAGGUGGGACCACAAAGUGGUCAUACCGCCAGCAGACGCAUCCGAAUCUGGUGCGUCGAGUUGUAGCAGCCCCCCCUGCUGAAACUGCCCCUCCUUCAGUGUCGGAGCCUCCAGCGCACAGCACCCGCGGUCAAUGGCUGGAGUGCUUGAUACAGCACGAACUGCAAAGUCGGGCGAACAGGAAGCACGCCGAGGUGUGGGUGCUUCGACGCGGCCAUAUCAACUUCUUCCGCAGGUUUCUUACACUUCGUGGAUUUCAUGCCUGGAGUUCCAAGGCGGAACUAAAGUGCCGGGAGCGCGGCAUGGACUCCGACAUGCGAUGUGUGGAGUGCACUCGCCUGCUGCACGGGGGGUUCUAUGGCCAUAUGGGCGUCGCAGUUCCGGCACAUCCGCCUCAAAGGGCUGUCUUGGGCUGCUUAGGCUUGUCCAAGGUGCUCAAUGUGACGAGUGAUCCCGAAGAUGACCAAACCGGUGGCUCAUGGGAUGCGAAUCCCACACGCCAGUUUUCCUUCUGCAACACCAUGCGCGUCAAAUAUGACGAUGCCUGA